CUCCCUCUCUCUCUCUCUCUGAGUGUCCAGGUGUCAGAGCUCAGUGUGUCGGUGGGAUGCAGCGUCUCAUCUCAUCACAUUAAUGGACAGCGGAGCUCGGAGCUGCCGCAGCGCGCCACGGCGACACUACAGCUGAGAGAAGAAGAGACCACACUCCCGCCUUUUAACUCCUCCUGGACUUCAGAUACACUUAAGGAUAUAUACUUCUUCACACUUCCUCUUCAUCAUCUUCUUCUUCUCUUUUUCAACCCGUCAGAGAGCAGCACCAGUAGUGUUCAAUGCGCCACCAUGCUCAUCAUCUCGUCCCGCAGCGCGCUGCUGUCCGUCUACUACCCGCAGAUCUUCCUCAUCCUCACCAGCGGUAGCUACCUGGCGCUGUCCUCCGUGGUGGCUCUAGGUGCGAACAUCAUCUGCAACAAGAUCCCGGGACUGGCCCCCCGUCAGAGAGCCCUCUGUCAGAGCCGCCCGGACGCCAUCAUCAUCAUCGGCGAAGGCGCCCAGCUGGGCAUCAACGAGUGUCAGUACCAGUUCCGCUACGGCCGGUGGAACUGCUCGGCCCUGGGGGAGAGGACCGUCUUUGGACAAGAGCUGAGAGUAGGCAGCAGGGAGGCAGCGUUCACUUAUGCCAUCACCGCAGCCGGAGUCGCCCACGCGGUGACCACGGCUUGUAGCCAAGGCAACCUCAGCCAGUGCGGCUGCGAUCGCGAGAAGCAGGGCUACCACGACCAAGAGGAGGGCUGGAAGUGGGGAGGCUGCUCGGCCGACGUUAAGUACGGCGUGGAGUUCUCGCGGCGCUUUGUUGACGCCCGCGAGAUCAGGAAAAACGCCCGCCGGCUGAUGAACCUGCACAACAAUGAGGCGGGGCGAAAGAUCCUGGAGGAGAGGAUGAAGCUGGAGUGUAAAUGUCAUGGCGUGUCCGGUUCCUGCACAACUAAGACCUGCUGGAUCACCCUCCCAAAGUUCAGAGAGAUCGGUUACAUGCUGAAGGAUCGCUACAGCGGAGCGGUUCAAGUGGAGCCGGUCCGGGCCUCGCGCCUCCGCCAGCCCUCCUUCCUACGACUCAAAGAGGCCCGGGGCUACCAGAAGCCCACGGACACGGACCUGGUGUACCUGGAGCGCUCGCCCAACUACUGCGAGGAGGACACGGCCACGGGAAGCACGGGGACACGGGGGAGGCUGUGCAACGGGACCUCGGGCCACACGGACGGUUGCAAUUUGAUGUGCUGCGGCCGGGGUUACAACACGCACCACUACACGCGCAUCUGGCAGUGCAACUGCAAGUUCCACUGGUGCUGUUUUGUCAAGUGCAACACGUGCAGCGAGAAAUCGGAAGUUUUCACCUGCAAGUAGGGAACGGGGGAAGCGGAGGAGAGGCUGGGAAGAACGGACAACGGUUGAUGGUAAGAGGAUGAUGACAAAGUGGAAUUUGAAGUGAAGGACUUGGAAGUAUUUAUUCAACAAUUUGCACAUUUUUACAUCCUAUUUUGGAAUUCUUUAAAGAAAGAAAAAAACAGACAUGAGCUUUGGAGAGAUUUUGAAAAAACACUUUUUUUUUGCGCGCUGGUACAAAACUGUGACAUGAUGCAGACAUGAUGCAGACAUGAUGCAGACAUGAUGCAGACAUGAUGCAGACAUGUCGCAGGUGAAAGGAUUCACUCUUUUUGCCUCAAGCGAAGCAAUAUUUGGAAGACAACAUCUUGCAAAGAUGUAGCUUACGGAUGUCACGCACAAGAGGAAAAAAAAACAACAACCAGGACUGUUGUUGGAUCUUGAGAAGACUUUUGUAACAACGCUAACUGGAAAUGCUCUAAGCGCUUCAGGCAGCCAUGACAGAAGACUGAAAGAUGGCAGUGGACUACUUUUAACUGUACGCUCACACUGUAUUCUGUUUGAACACUGAAAAUAAAACAAAAUUAUUUAUGUAAAAAAUAUCUUAUCUUAUAGGAUGGAUAGCAAACUCAAUUACUCUGUAACAUUUUUCCUCUCUUUUUAUGAUCUUCAAUUGCUACUGAUACAUUUCAAGCUGGGAGGAAGUGAUUUUUAGUCAUAUGGAGUUGCAUUAACUGCCACUAAACUCUAUUUAUCAGUUGUCGGUGACGUAUUUUGCUACAGAUUUUUCUUUUGCACUCACAUAGUCACAUUUCUUUCUGUUUUUCAUCAGUAAGUUGUGUUGUCGAGCGCUGAGCCGACAUCUCUCUCAUGGACAAAUUCCCCCUCCGAUCCCAGACCCUUUUGUUACGCCAAGAGCCGAAGAGGCAGAAAAAAACUCCCAAACUAUUUUAAGCAUCCAACUUGUCAACUUGUUUGAACGGCACUUUCCACCCUGACCGUGUUCAUUGUUUUGUUUUCGAGGGGGGACUUCUGAGAAAAGCAUGUGUGAGCCUCAUUGGAACGCCAUAGAGGUGCAAUCAGGUUCAGAAACAUCCAACAUUCCCAUGAACGGCAGAGACGUGGAAUUCCACAUGAUGGCCUCUGCUUACACAAGGCCUUCCAGCGCGGUUUAGGCCUGCCUGGCUGGAUGGCAUGUGCCCUAAACCACACAGAAGGGGGUAUAUGAGAGGAUCAAAAGGCCUCAAAAAGCUAUUUUUGGACAGCACCCUUAAUGUAUUCAGAAAUGUUUAUUUAGGCUUUAUAUAACUUACAAAACAAUUUGAAGAGUAUAUUUUUAUAUGAGGAACGUGGCACUUUAUGUCAUUUAUAGAUGGAAAAGGAAGUCACUAAAGUGUUUUCUAAUGUCAUUGUAUUCAGAUUUGAGAGCUAUAAAUUAUUUGGAAUUAAAUUGUAAAUACUCCACGUUGUUUUUGAUCAAAGUAGCCCAGAUUUGUCCAUCUAGAUACGAUCCUUCACAAUUCAACGUAGCCGAGUGAUUCAUCACGUGUUGGAAAAGUCCAGGAAACCACUGUUUAAGUAUUUGAUUAAAUGCAUGGAAUUGCGAGUAGAUAAUAUACGUUGGGAGCAACCAACUAGUUGUGCAGCUUUAGAUCGAAGAGAUUUCUGUGUUUCAGGAACAACUCAUUGCUUCCUAAAAGUUAGGAAUAGUUGUAACUUCCAAUACAGCUAAUUUUAUUUGUCACUUACAAACAUGGUGUUUUUUCUUUUUUACCAAUAAAAUUUGAACAUCCUUUAAA
This is a messenger RNA of Sebastes umbrosus (honeycomb rockfish), 3128 nucleotides long. RefSeq names its product wingless-type MMTV integration site family, member 7Ba (gene wnt7ba). Bases 289 to 1350 code for a protein of 353 amino acids. Gene Ontology annotation, molecular function: cytokine activity; frizzled binding. Gene Ontology annotation, biological process: cell fate commitment; positive regulation of JNK cascade; canonical Wnt signaling pathway. NCBI's taxonomy places the organism in Eukaryota, Metazoa, Chordata, Actinopteri, Perciformes, Sebastidae. Gene Ontology annotation, cellular component: extracellular region. The transcript is spliced from 4 exons. The record is from RefSeq and is a predicted model, not a curated record.